AUCAACACCAAGACGGGGGAGUCGGAGUGCCGCUACUACAAGGAGCGCCUCCUCUACCUGGAAGAGGGCCACAAGGACUCCUUAAUCGACAGCUCGCGGGUCCUGUGCUGCCACGGCGAGCUGAAGAACAACCGGGGCGUGAAGCUCCACGUCUUCCUGUUCCAAGAAGUGCUGGUCAUCACGCGGCCGGUCACCCACAAUGAGCAGCUGUGCUACCAGCUCUACCGGCAGCCCAUCCCCGUGAAGGACCUCCUGCUGGACGACCUGCAGGACGGAGAGGUCCGCCUGGGAGGCUCCAUCCGCGGCGCCUUCACCAACACCGAGAGAAUUAAGAACUUCUUCCGCGUCAGCUUCCGGAGCGGCUCCCAGAGCCAGUCUCACGCCCUGCAGGCCAGCGACACCUUCAACAAGCAGCAGUGGCUCAACUGCAUCCGCCAAGCCAAAGAGACGGCCGAGGGCCAGGCCGGGCCGCCGGGCCCCCGGGAGCCCUCGCCGCCGGCCGCCCCCCUCGCCGGAGAGGCCAGGCCGGAGCAGAUGGACCAGUCGGGCAGCGAGUCGGACUGUAGCAUGGACACGAGCGAGGUCAGCCUGGACUGUGAGCGCAUGGACUCGUCGGGGGGCCCCGGCAAACAGGGAGAGAGCCACGUCUGACUGGAGCCUCGCGUCCCCCCGGGCUGCCCCGGACAGUGUUUGCAUUCCACGAAGGAACCCUUUGGAGAAGCACUUUGAACCCCUUCCCGACGGGUCCGAGCCCCGUCUUUGUCCCUCACUGAGCAGCCUCCUUCUCUGCCCUCGGGAUUCUCCUGGACCCAGGGGGGAGGAGAGGGGCCGGAAGACCCCGAGGGAAGGCCGAGAAAUGAGGGCAGAGCCCGGAAGAGUUGGACACUCAAACCCACCUUAGGACAGUCCUGGCCCAGAGGAAGGGCCAGCUGGACUCCCCAGGCCCCUGGGCAUCGAGCUUCCCAAAUACGAGGGUAAAGCGGGCUCAUCCCUGGCCCUUUGGUACCCCUGGAUGGGAGCCAGAAGCUGAUUUAAGAAGAAAAAGACCCUUUCAGAGGGACGGGAAUGUUGAAAUCCACUUUUUCCACUUGGGAAUCCCCACCCCCCCCUCCAUCUCUGCCUUCCUCAGGGCUCGCUGCCCUGUGCUGUGCCCAGGAUUGUCUCUGGGAUUCCCAGUCCUAGAGUGGAUCCAGAUCAGGUCCCUCACCCUGGAGCAGAGACUCCCCUAACCCUAAAUUCCUAGUCCUCCUCCUCUCCUUCCUUUUCCUCCCCCUCCUCUUCU
Molecule: messenger RNA, 1282 nt
Organism: Gracilinanus agilis (Agile Gracile Mouse Opossum)
Lineage: Eukaryota; Metazoa; Chordata; Mammalia; Didelphimorphia; Didelphidae
Product: rho guanine nucleotide exchange factor 3-like
Exons: 3
Biological process (GO): positive regulation of Rho protein signal transduction
Source: RefSeq, a predicted model, not a curated record